Molecule: messenger RNA, 1766 nt
Organism: Nelumbo nucifera (sacred lotus)
Lineage: Eukaryota; Viridiplantae; Streptophyta; Magnoliopsida; Proteales; Nelumbonaceae
Product: protein DETOXIFICATION 16-like
Biological process (GO): xenobiotic detoxification by transmembrane export across the plasma membrane
Cellular component (GO): membrane
Molecular function (GO): antiporter activity; xenobiotic transmembrane transporter activity
Source: RefSeq, a predicted model, not a curated record
GCCGCUCCAAGAGCGUCGUCACCUUCUCUUCUCUGUUCUCAGUUCUCACGCAUUGCGCUUUCCCAUUCUCCGAGUGUGUCAUGGAGAGAGAAGCAGAUGGGCUUGCUCCUAAUUCUCUUCUGCUUGGUAUCCCUGAAGAAAAUGGAUCUGAAUUGGAUGAAGAGAGGACUGUCGAUCAAAAAGGUAUCCGCAGAUCAUCAUCAUCCAAGGUUGUUGCAGAACUGAAGAAGCAGUUGUGGUUAGCAGGACCUCUGAUAUUAGUUAAUCUAUUAGAAUAUUCUGUACAGACAAUCUCAAUCAUGUUCACGGGUCAUGUCGGAGAGUUGGAGCUAUCCAGUGCUUCAAUCGCCAAUUCCUUCGCAACUGUGACUGGCUUUAGCUUGCUGACAGGAAUGGGAAGUGCACUGGAAACCUUAUGUGGUCAGUCCUAUGGAGCAGAACAGUAUCAUAUGCUUGGCAUCCAUAUGCAAAGAGCCAUGUUUGUUCUAUCAAUUGUUUGCAUUCCAGUCACCUUCAUAUGGGCCCAUACAGGCCGCAUUCUCUUGGCUGUGGGCCAAGAUCCAGAUAUAUCAGCAGAAGCAGGACGUUAUGCUUGCUUCAUGAUCCCUAGCCUUUUUGCCUAUGGCCUGCUUCAGUGUCAACUCAGCUUCCUGCAAACCCAAAAUAUUGUAUUCCCAAUGAUGAUAGCUGCUGGUCUUACAACUCUGCUGCACAUUCCUGUUUGUUGGGUUUUGGUUUUUAAAUCUGCUCUGGGUUAUCGAGGUGCUGCCCUGGCAAUUUCUAUCUCUUACUGGAUAAAUGUGUUACUUCUGGCACUUUAUAUCAAGUUCUCUCCUAACUUCAAAAGAACUUGGACCGGUUUCUCAAUUGUGUCACUUCUCGGUGUCCUCAACUUUCUAAGGCAUGCAAUUCCUUCAGCUCUUAUGAUCUGCUUAGAGUUCUGGUCAUUUGACAUGAUGGUGAUCUUUGCCGGUUGUCUUCCUAAUUCAAAGUUGGAAAUAUCAGUUAUAUCAAUCAGCCAUAACACUGCUGCAAAUCUCUUCUUGAUUCCUUUUGGACUUGGUGGAUCUGUAAGCACACGAGUUUCAAAUGAAUUGGGUGCCGGACAUCCUCAAGCUACACGUUUAGCGGUACAAGUUGUAUUAUUUAUGGCCUUUACAUGGAGCAUUUUAAUUGGCUUAAUCAUGAUCUUUGUGCGUAAGGCUUGGGGCUAUGUUUAUAGCAAUGAAGAAGAAGUAUCAAGAUAUAUAGCAACAAUGAUGCCAUUGCUUGCAAUAUCCAACUUCUUGGAUGGAAUCCAAUCUGUGCUCUCAGGCACUGCAAGAGGAUGUGGGUGGCAGAAAAUUGGUGCUUUUAUCAAUUUGGCAUCAUUUUACUUUGUUGGCAUUCCAUCAUCUAUUUUAUUUGCUUUCAUUCUCCAUACUGGAGGAAAGGGACUCUGGUUGGGGUAUAUUUGUGCACUCAUCGUGCAAGUAUUAUCUCUUCUAGUCAUUACCAUAAGAACUAACUGGGAGGAAGAGGCAAAGAAUGCUACUUGUAGAGUCUAUGAAUCCAUCAUACCCACGGAUGUGACUCACGAAGCUGAGUUAUUAACACUUGUAAGAACUAGAAAAAUUGAUCCAACAGAAAUGGAAUUGGGAUCUCAGGAACUAACAACAAUCGAUGCGGACGCAAUUAUCAGAGAAACUAACAACAUGUCAACAACUAACAUCCCGAGAACUCACAAUUGAUACAGAUUUUCAAUUAACUGCCUAUUCUUGUUCUGU